AGUGAAUUUAUGUUAGUUUGCUAAGAAUUUCGUCAUAAUUUCAAAUUUCCAAAGACGUAUGUCUAAAAUACAACAAGCGUGGUUUGUGAAGAAGUUAGACAACUAACUGCCACUUUAAUUUAAGACGAAACUUUUAUUUUAGACAUGCUUCGGAAACCAAGUGUAAAUUAAUUCUAAUCAUUUAUAAUUAUCAUACGUUGUCAUUAGUUCAUUCGACCCACUUUAUAAGGUUUAUUAGUUUUGAUUUGACUUUACCGCGCAAGUACUAGACUCAAGGACGUACUAGCCAUCUCUUUUUCACAAGUCUGUCUUUGUACGCUAACCGCGGCGUACGUUUCGUCACUGGAAUACGAGGCGGAUGGGAUUGUUUUCUGUCCUCAUUCCGCCAUUAUUAUUUAAAAAAUCAUCAUUGUUUUAUUUUCGUGCUCGGUGUUAUUCAUUCAACGGCAGAAAGUGAUGUUAUCGUGUGACUGUUACUCGCUAAAGUGUUGAAGUGUUACGUUUCCUGUUCGAUUAUCAUACCGCUCGAAUAGAAACAAGCAACUGUGAUCAGCUAGCCCACUCUUUAUCACGUGGGUCAAAAUUCAAAUUUUAGAGCUAUAGUCUGAAGUUUUUGUCGUGUAUGAGUAUCUAUGCCGCUUGGUAUCGAUUUUACAUUGGCUACACCUAGAAAAACCGGCUUCUUAUCGCAUCUAAACGUUGUGUAUUUCAGGAGCGCGCCGGUCGGGCUGCUCGUUUCGGCCGGGGAACGGUGGAACUGGCGGGAGACUGACGGGAAAUAAUGGUCAGAUCGGAUUGUGCAGUGUAGCGAAGUGAUUGUGUAUUGAAGUGCUAACUGUGGUAACGAGAAGCUCAGGAUUACAUAAGGGCGUAAUGGGCGAGGAUAACGAGACAGUAUAGCCGGGCGACGCGGGUCAUGGCCCCGGGUCCCCGGCCACCCGCCGCCAUGGACGUCCCGGAACCGCAGUGCGCGCCGCCCGAGCCUCCCGACCUGCCUGAGCUCUCAGACCUGACCCUCUCUCUCUCGCAGUGUGAUCGAGCACUCGCAUCCAGCUCCGAUCUCGCCACGAUGGACGACGACGAUGAUAUGGGGAUUCAGGAGCAGCCUAAUCUCGCAAAAGACUCCCAAGAAAUGGAACAGAUCCUCAAUGAUCUCAAUAACACUGAUCUGGGACAAGCAGACCUCCUCCAGGCUAUCAAAACACUAGAAACAGGUGAUGUACUUUCAACAGGAGAUGCUGACUCCAUAUUUCCUCUAUCUGGCUUUGAUAUGGCUGAACCGGCAGAUUCAGAGGGUGAUGCACACACAACAGAGGAGAAGAUAAAAGCAACACAGCUUCACUUGGAACGUAGAUGUGCAUUUUUACUAAGAAGAAUGAGAAUGUUGCAAGCUAGAACAUUAGGCAAAAGAGUGUCAGAGGAGGUGGCUCAUACAUUUGACAAAGCUAUGAGAGGAGCCCGUAAAGAUGGUGUAGGGAGACCAAUGGGCCUUAAGGCAUUCCUAAAGAAAGUUGAGACAACAGCAGCUUUGCAAGCCAGUGCUUCCUCACGAUCCACUUCAGUCCUUGGUCCUAAAUACUACAGAGCUGGAACCUCUAAAGGUGAUGCAUCAAAAUCAGCAUCAAUUGCAAUUCCUUCAGGGACAUUGGCAGGUCUAGAGGAUACAGCAGGAGCCCUGCGAUCCCAUGUGUCGGCUGUAAAGCAUGCACUGGAUUCUGAUGCCACUGCAUCUUCAUCAGGGGCAGAGAGCAAUGAUGAGGCAGUGGUCUACAAUAAUCCUCACCAACAGCACAUGCCUAUUGAGAAACGCGCGUUGUGGUCGUACCAACGCGCCCGCGCUUCCAUCGCCGCGCGCUGGUGCUGGCUCCAGGCCCAGGUCCAGGAGUUGGAGUACAAGAUAAGGCAACACACGGAUUUGCACAAACAGGUCCGCGAAGCCAAAGGCCCCGUCCAAUUCGAAGGCGAACCAGCGCAGCCGUCCGCCUACGAGGGCCUCUUGCCCGGCGCUACGCUCGCCGACGACGACCCUGCCACUGAAACCUGUGCACGUCAUCGCCCGCUCCGUCGAGACACCUUCAAGAAGAGGAAGCUGCUACAGAUGCAUAACCUGCAUAUAGCCACCAACAAGGCUGCCAAGCCUGCUGAUGUGCAUUGUAGCUGUGAGCAUGGACUGGAGAGCUGUUGCGUUUGCACGGGGCGUGCUUCACCUACUCAGCCACCAUCGGAAGGCCUCGCGAGGCUGGACCCCGGCUACCAUCCUGUGCUUAGCGACUUCAAGGAUAUCUCUGUGGGGCUGCACCUGGGCGCGCUGACGUCCCUGCGCUGGUUCCGCGCGCGCGCGGCGGGCGCGUGGCGCGGCGCGCACCACGCGGCGCCCGCGCCCUCGCCCUCCUCCCGCCACGAGCGCACGCCGCCCAAGCCGCGCCGCCCCACCAGUACGUGCACACAUACACGCUCACUCAUACACCUCCCGGCGGGCGCGUGGCGCGGCGCGCACCACGCGGCGCCCGCGCCCUCGCCCUCCUCCCGCCACGAGCGCACGCCGCCCAAGCCGCGCCGCCCCACCAGUACGUGCACACAUACACGCUCACUCAUACACCUCCCGGCGGGCGCGUGGCGCGGCGCGCACCACGCGGCGCCCGCGCCCUCGCCCUCCUCCCGCCACGAGCGCACGCCGCCCAAGCCGCGCCGCCCCACCAGUACGUGCACACAUACACGCUCACUCAUACACCUCCCGGCGGGCGCGUGGCGCGGCGCGCACCACGCGGCGCCCGCGCCCUCGCCCUCCUCCCGCCACGAGCGCACGCCGCCCAAGCCGCGCCGCCCCACCAGUACGUGCACACAUACACGCUCACUCAUACACCUCCCGGCGGGCGCGUGGCGCGGCGCGCACCACGCGGCGCCCGCGCCCUCGCCCUCCUCCCGCCACGAGCGCACGCCGCCCAAGCCGCGCCGCCCCACCAGUACGUGCACACAUACACGCUCACUCAUACACCUCCCGGCGGGCGCGUGGCGCGGCGCGCACCACGCGGCGCCCGCGCCCUCGCCCUCCUCCCGCCACGAGCGCACGCCGCCCAAGCCGCGCCGCCCCACCAGUACGUGCACACAUACACGCUCACUCAUACACCUCCCGGCGGGCGCGUGGCGCGGCGCGCACCACGCGGCGCCCGCGCCCUCGCCCUCCUCCCGCCACGAGCGCACGCCGCCCAAGCCGCGCCGCCCCACCAGUACGUGCACACAUACACGCUCACUCAUACACCUCCCGGCGGGCGCGUGGCGCGGCGCGCACCACGCGGCGCCCGCGCCCUCGCCCUCCUCCCGCCACGAGCGCACGCCGCCCAAGCCGCGCCGCCCCACCAGUACGUGCACACAUACACGCUCACUCAUACACCUCCCGGCGGGCGCGUGGCGCGGCGCGCACCACGCGGCGCCCGCGCCCUCGCCCUCCUCCCGCCACGAGCGCACGCCGCCCAAGCCGCGCCGCCCCACCAGUACGUGCACACAUACACGCUCACUCAUACACCUCCCGGCGGGCGCGUGGCGCGGCGCGCACCACGCGGCGCCCGCGCCCUCGCCCUCCUCCCGCCACGAGCGCACGCCGCCCAAGCCGCGCCGCCCCACCAGUACGUGCACACAUACACGCUCACUCAUACACCUCCCGGCGGGCGCGUGGCGCGGCGCGCACCACGCGGCGCCCGCGCCCUCGCCCUCCUCCCGCCACGAGCGCACGCCGCCCAAGCCGCGCCGCCCCACCAGUACGUGCACACAUACACGCUCACUCAUACACCUCCCGGCGGGCGCGUGGCGCGGCGCGCACCACGCGGCGCCCGCGCCCUCGCCCUCCUCCCGCCACGAGCGCACGCCGCCCAAGCCGCGCCGCCCCACCAGUACGUGCACACAUACACGCUCACUCAUACACCUCCCGGCGGGCGCGUGGCGCGGCGCGCACCACGCGGCGCCCGCGCCCUCGCCCUCCUCCCGCCACGAGCGCACGCCGCCCAAGCCGCGCCGCCCCACCAGUACGUGCACACAUACACGCUCACUCAUACACCUCCCGGCGGGCGCGUGGCGCGGCGCGCACCACGCGGCGCCCGCGCCCUCGCCCUCCUCCCGCCACGAGCGCACGCCGCCCAAGCCGCGCCGCCCCCACCAGUACGUGCACACAUACACGCUCACUCAUACACCUCCCGGCGGGCGCGUGGCGCGGCGCGCACCACGCGGCGCCCGCGCCCUCGCCCUCCUCCCGCCACGAGCGCACGCCGCCCAAGCCGCGCCGCCCCACCAGUACGUGCACACAUACACGCUCACUCAUACACCUCCCGGCGGGCGCGUGGCGCGGCGCGCACCACGCGGCGCCCGCGCCCUCGCCCUCCUCCCGCCACGAGCGCACGCCGCCCAAGCCGCGCCGCCCCACCAGUACGUGCACACAUACACGCUCACUCAUACACCUCCCGGCGGGCGCGUGGCGCGGCGCGCACCACGCGGCGCCCGCGCCCUCGCCCUCCUCCCGCCACGAGCGCACGCCGCCCAAGCCGCGCCGCCCCACCAGUACGUGCACACAUACACGCUCACUCAUACACCUCCCGGCGGGCGCGUGGCGCGGCGCGCACCACGCGGCGCCCGCGCCCUCGCCCUCCUCCCGCCACGAGCGCACGCCGCCCAAGCCGCGCCGCCCCACCAGUACGUGCACACAUACACGCUCACUCAUACACCUCCCGGCGGGCGCGUGGCGCGGCGCGCACCACGCGGCGCCCGCGCCCUCGCCCUCCUCCCGCCACGAGCGCACGCCGCCCAAGCCGCGCCGCCCCACCAGUACGUGCACACAUACACGCUCACUCAUACACCUCCCGGCGGGCGCGUGGCGCGGCGCGCACCACGCGGCGCCCGCGCCCUCGCCCUCCUCCCGCCACGAGCGCACGCCGCCCAAGCCGCGCCGCCCCACCAGUACGUGCACACAUACACGCUCACUCAUACACCUCCCGGCGGGCGCGUGGCGCGGCGCGCACCACGCGGCGCCCGCGCCCUCGCCCUCCUCCCGCCACGAGCGCACGCCGCCCAAGCCGCGCCGCCCCACCAGUACGUGCACACAUACACGCUCACUCAUACACCUCCCGGCGGGCGCGUGGCGCGGCGCGCACCACGCGGCGCCCGCGCCCUCGCCCUCCUCCCGCCACGAGCGCACGCCGCCCAAGCCGCGCCGCCCCACCAGUACGUGCACACAUACACGCUCACUCAUACACCUCUACUACAUACCGGCGGUAUACUUACUUAUAGAUUGAAAAGAGGCAGACCACCUUUGUCGAGAAGAAUUAAAGAAAGAAAACAGUCUGAGGAAACUGUGACAUCUACUCAUGAAAGGGGUCGCGGCCGCGGCAGCACGGAGGCGCGCGCCCGGGCGGCGUCGUUCGACAUCGACAACAUCGUCAUCCCGCAGUCCGUGGCCGCCGCCACGCGCCCGCAGAUACUCACCUACAAGGAGAUCGUCACGCCCAAAUGGCGAGUUAUGGAGAUGUCGGACGUGCGUCUCAACAAUGGCGUCUCUAAGAUACGGCGGCUGUCAUUGGAGAGCGAGGAGGAGGAUAUAUCGGACGCGGCGGUGCGUGCGCGGCACCUGCGCAGCGAGGCGCGCGAGCGUGGCCGGUACCUCGGCGCGCGCCGCGGCCGCCGCGCCGCCACCAGCGCGCCCGCGCCGGACGUGGCGCCCGCCGCGCCCGCGCCCGCGCCCGCGCCCGCCCCCGCGCCGCUCCCACACGAGGUAACUGUCAGGAGGAGGACAUGUCGGCCGCGGCCGCCGCGCCGCCACCAGCGCGCCCGCGCCGGACGUGGCGCCCGCCGCGCCCGCGCCCGCGCCCGCGCCCGCCCCCGCGCCGCUCCCACACGAGGUAACUGUCAGGAGGAGGACAUGUCGGCCGCGGCCGCCGCGCCGCCACCAGCGCGCCCGCGCCGGACGUGGCGCCCGCCGCGCCCGCGCCCGCGCCCGCGCCCGCCCCCGCGCCGCUCCCACACGAGGUCAGGAGGAGGACAUGUCGGCCGCGGCCGCCGCGCCGCCACCAGCGCGCCCGCGCCGGACGUGGCGCCCGCCGCGCCCGCGCCCGCGCCCGCGCCCGCCCCCGCGCCGCUCCCACACGAGUUGCAGUCGGUGCGGCCGUACUCCCCGCGCCGCUUCCCGCUCCCCGAGCACACGUACUCGGACAUGCUGGCGAGCAUGCCGCGCGGCUACCGGCCCGCCUCGCCCGCGUCGCCCGCCUCGCCCGCCUCGCCGCGCCCGGCGGCGGACGGCUCGCCCGCCGCCAGCCCGCUGUCCCCGCUGUCGCCCGCGCCCUACGAGGGCGACGACCCCGACGACGUCGAGUGGGACCCCAGCCAGGAGAAGGUGGAGAAGAGAAAGACCACGUUCAGGUGAAAACGACACUGAAUUACUUUUGGUACCGUUCGACGCCACUUUUAAGAUGUUCCAAUGUUUCUUAUAUAACUAUACGAAAACGAAAAUAUCUAUACUAAUUGUUGUAGAUCUACAAGCUAUGAUCGCGGUCGACCUAGACCUCGGUUUGAUUGGGAGUGGCUAGCUUUCUUGUCAAAUGUCGACGUAAAACGUAAAUCAGAUAUAAUUACAACAUGCAAUGCAGAAUUGCAGAUACAACGGUACAAAAGGGCACGCCAACAAUAAUGAUAUUGUCUGUGGACCGAUCGCGUCGAAAUAUUUAUUCGGAAAGAAAUAGGCAUGAUGACACAUUUUGAAAAACUGCUCUAUAAUGUUUAGAAACAUUGAUUAUAUACAACGAAUAAAAAUUUUCUAGAGAAAAUAACAGUGAAGUAAGAAAAAAAUGCAUUUUAGUUUUCAAAUUUAAAAUUAGCGCUAAAACGCUUGUCAGUGUCAUGGCGUCCCGAGUGACGUCACGUUUGUAAAAACAGAACUCGGACCUUUGACGUUUGCUACCUAGAUGCUCGUUGCUAAUUGAAUAAACAUGAAUUCAAAAGUUUACAAGUCUUGCGCGGUCCCUCAGUGUGGUAACACAUCAAUUAAAUCACCUGAUAAGUUGUUUGUAUUCGUCCCACAACAGAAAACAAUUCGUGACAAGUGGCUUAAACUUGCUAGGCGAAAUGCAAUAUCAAUAUCAAUCAUCCAGUACUAAUCUUUAUUUUUGUGAAGAUCGUUUCGACGUGAGUAUUUAUUUCACUUGUUCCAUGACUUAUGAUUAAUAUUUAUUUGAUAUAAACCAACUUGUAUCGUAACCAAACGACGUAAAAUAAAAGCGCAAAAAAUCACUUUAUUAGGGUAAUGGCAGUUAUGGGUAUUUGUUUACACAAGUGUGACGUCAUGCGCUCUGAUUGGUGUUUAACCUUUUGACCGCCAAAGACGUCAUAUGACGCGCGCGGCUACUCUAUGAUUAAAAUUUCACUAAGAAAAUACCAUGUUUUAGUGAUUUUCAAUUACUGUCAUCAUGCCUAUUGCAAUAUUUUCUGAGAGCGGGGAAAGCCUGUCUAAUGGCGCAUUUACAUUCGCGUGCGAGUGGUGAGUCGAGUCACGAGACGCGUAUGUAAACGGUGGGCUCGAGCUCGGCUCGCGGACGGAGCUGUUUUUUAGACACGAGUCAAAGGCGCUCGCGGGGGACGCGCGCUUGCUGUUUACAUUCGCGUUCGGCUUCUCAUUCGGUUACAGACCUUAUAUCUUGCCGCUUGUGUUUAAAAUCGAUUAGCUCGACGAGCUUAGGUUCUGUGGCCGAGACACGAGACGAGCCGCGAGAGUAAAUGCACAGUAAAUUUAACAACCUCUUUCAUGUUAAAUAUCUCCGAUACCGGAUUCCUUUCCAUUUGGAGACAUUUUUAAGUUUAAUAGCUAGUAAACAUCCAAAUAAACAAACAUUCAAGUCAUAACCAGCUUCGAAUACGAAGCACGGACAAACCUAGAAUGCUACAAUUUAUUCAAAAAUAAUCCACUUAGUGGCUCAAUCGGCUUUUAAACAACAAAUUAACAGCAAUUAUUUCAACAAAAUAGCAUUUAACCAUACAAAAAUUGCAAUCAUCUCACUUGGUAUGUUGGAUAAACAAUAUUAAUGUUGUCAACACAAUGUAUGACAUAAAUCAGUUAAAAUUGUAAUGCAUAAAUAAUUAUACAUUGUAGUUUUUACAGGGUUAACAGUUGUCUGUCUUAAACUGUCGUGUUCACAUAUUAUUUUGUGACACAAAAUUAGAAUAAUUGUCAGGACAAUACAAUGUGUAUAAUGUGUAAAGAGUUCUCUGCAAAUCCUGAAUAGUUCACAGUAAUAAUACGGGCCAUUUUAAAAUUUAUUGCGAAUCCGUUAAUAUUACUUGCCACACAGUUUAAAAAAUACUUUAGUACAGUCAGCGUCAAAUACUUCGUAGCAGUCAAAGUAGCCAAAUAGUUCGGUACACCAUAUAUUUAGUAUGGUGUACCGAACUAUUUGGCCACUUUGACUGCUACGAAGUAUUUGACGCUGACUGUACUAUUAUAAGUUCGGCCAGCAUAUCAAAAUAGUACUAUUAGCAAAAGCUAUAUUAUUUGUAUGGAUGGAAGCUAUAUGUAUGGAUUUUUUCUGCAAGUUAUUUUAAAACGGUCCUUAUUCGUAAGAAUUAAUGUUUGAUAAAAUUGUUUGGUUUCAUUUCAAAUUGUUUAAAGAUUGUUUUAGCUUGUUCUAAUGUUUUUAUAUAAGUUUGGUAAAUCACUAUAGAUAAUUAAGAGUCGUUGCUUAGGGUAUCGAUUGUAAGUAUUGUUGUUUUAAAUCCAAACUCUUAAAGCUUUAUUUACUGUAAGAUAUAUCGGUAAUUGUAAAAUUGUAUAGAUUUCGUUUGAGUUGAUUUCACAACGGAACCAAUAUGAGGCCAUUUGGUGCACCCCGCGUCCUCUUACAUUCCUUGCCGAGUUCAAAAUAAUAUGCAAAUGUAUUUGUUGGGUGCUUUGAAAAAACAUAAAAUUUUGUUAUUGUUGUGUUCUAAAACCGGCAGGCAAUGCCCUUUUUUUAAAUAGAUGUAAAUAGUUGAAGGGGCAUAACUGUAACCUGCUGUGCUUUUUUUCGAAGUUGUCAGAACACAAGGGACGGUGUUGUGUUUCUGUAUUAGGUGUUACCAUAGACAAUUGAGUUAAUAGACUUGCGCAUUCGAAAUCAAAUUUGAGCUAAGAUAUGUAGAUUCACUGGACCGCAUCACAGCACUAAUAUUUAGUGGUGAUCACAAUUUCCACUAUUUUUGUUGGAUUUCGCAAGUGGUCUAUUUCAAUUGUCUUAGAUGUUACGGAACCCGGGUUCCAUAGUUUAGCUGCUAGUGUAAGCCUGCCCGUUUGUCGCUAAGCGUUAUGUAAAUAUAAUAUAAACAGGGCACUGAAUAGUAACUAAUAGACUGGCUACAAAUUAAUUAUUUGAAUCUCUGAAAGAGAGCACUUUCUGUAUCAAAAUUCCUUAACAUACAAGAAAAUGUGAUAACAUUGGAGAUUGCUUGGUGUGUGUUGUUGAUUCUGCGUGACCCUGGUGGAUAUAGCAGGAGGAUUGUUUUGCAUCGUACUCUCUAAAUUGCUCAAAUGUAUAGUUAUUUUCUUGUAACAUGUGCCUGUUUAACAAGCUACAAUUUUACAGGAAUGAAACGCGGCAAUAUUGGUCUACAGACUUCAUAGGUUACAUGCGGGUAUGUCAUAAUUUGUGCCAUUCUCAACCAGAAGGGUACUUGUUGCCGGUUGUUAAUAAGCCGCUAUUUCCAUAUAGCUUCAAUUUGAAAUCAACCCUAUCGACAACCGACUAUGUACCUUUUGGUUGAAAACGGCACAUUUUGCCCAUUUAGACCUGUAAAGUUUUAAAUAGGAGCUUUCUAAAGCCCUUACUAUCAAUGUUGUUAUGGCCGUUGAAAAUAAAACAGUCCUUCUUCUAUUCCAUCUCAGUGUAAAAUAGUAAAAAAUGCAUUUGCUUGUGUCAUAAUUUUUUUUAAUUGGAAUGUUGGUAAAUUAAUGAAUUGUAGGCCAAGUUCGGACAUAAUCAAAUUGGUUAUAAAACUAUUGUGUAUACAAAAUGUAUUGGUUCUUUUGAUUUGUGUUUUUACUGAUUCGAACUGGGCGUUGAGUGGCUGGAUGUUCGGUUGCAAGGGAAGCCAAAGCCUUAUUUGUAGUUAAGUGUAGUUUUAAGGGACGUCUCCGUUCGAGACGAGAUGCGCUUGAAAAAUACAAAAUGGUCUUGUAUAGUAUGAAAAAUAAAUGUUAAAAAUUCACGAGUCA
Molecule: messenger RNA, 10216 nt
Organism: Cydia pomonella (codling moth)
Lineage: Eukaryota; Metazoa; Arthropoda; Insecta; Lepidoptera; Tortricidae
Gene: nsl1
Exons: 11
Coding region: 917-6403 (1828 amino acids)
Cellular component (GO): NSL complex
Molecular function (GO): histone acetyltransferase binding
Source: RefSeq, a predicted model, not a curated record